AUGCCCGAGGUACCCCAGUGCGUAGUCGAGCGCUGGCUCACGGCCGCAGACAAUCACCUCCGGCAGAAAGAGCCGUCGGAACACAAUUACAUCCUGGCCAUGAUGUGCGCCAUCCGCGCCUGGGAGCAAUGCCGUGGCAUGUUCCCCACCCGAGCCAUCAUUAGCAUUUAUCGAGGGUUAUGCAACGAGAGCUUCGCCAAAGAGGACGUCGCGCUGGGGUGUUGGAGCCAGGCCAUCUUUUCCACCGCCGAGGCUGUCGAGUGCUACCUUGUGGCGAAGGGCGACGGCUCUAAGUCAUGGGAGGAGGAAGCGGCUGGACGGGGACUCUUGCGGUGCAGAGCCAUGAGGAAACAAGUCUUGGAAGCCAUAGAAAUGGGACAUGGUGUAACGGAAAAUCGACCGGUACGAUGA
Molecule: messenger RNA, 411 nt
Organism: Akanthomyces muscarius
Lineage: Eukaryota; Fungi; Ascomycota; Sordariomycetes; Hypocreales; Cordycipitaceae
Exons: 1
Coding region: 1-411 (136 amino acids)
Source: RefSeq, a predicted model, not a curated record